AUGGCGUCCGGCGUCGACUUCAACCCGUUCCUCUUCCUCCGCCGCCGUGCGAGCCGGAGGCAGGCUCGCCGGCAGCAGGAGGCGGAGGCGCGCGAGGAGGCGAGGCGGGCCGAGGAGGCCCGGAGGCAGCGGGCACGGGAGGCAGGAGCGAGGCGGGCCGACAUGGACGUGCUCUUGCUGCAGUUCCCCGAGGCGGACCGCGACCUGGCGAUGAGUGUGCUCGUGGCGUGCGGAGACAAUCGCGGCCUCGCCACCGAGAAGCUGUCCGACAUCAUGGGCGAGCCGCCCUUCAAGGAAUGCGCGGUGUGUAUGGAGCGGCCGCGCGAGGUGCGGUUCGAGUGCGGGCACGCGUGUUGCUGUGAGUCGUGCGCCACCACGCUCUCCGAGUCUGCUGCGCCACUCUGCCCGCAGUGUCGUGCGCACAUAUCAAAGGGUGCGUGGACGACGGAGCCCGAUCGGCAUGGAACCGCAAUCGGAAGGCAAAGCACCUACCGCGGCCAGCAACCCGAGGAACCAGCCUCGACGCCAGCGGCCGCUUCCAGCCCAGCGCCCACGGGGAGGCAGGAUGCGGUCGUGGGACAACUCGCUCUCAUUGGUCUUGCACUGGUCGUGAGUGCGAUAGCCGUUGCGGGGGUGCGCUCGGGCGGCGCGGGGUAG
Molecule: messenger RNA, 657 nt
Organism: Emiliania huxleyi CCMP1516
Lineage: Eukaryota; Haptophyta; Isochrysidales; Noelaerhabdaceae
Exons: 1
Coding region: 1-657 (218 amino acids)
Source: RefSeq, a predicted model, not a curated record